AUGUCGCAGUCAACGAAUCCCAAUCCUGGGUUCGUCCCAGAGUCAUGGAGUUUAUAUGGCGUGGGCGCAUUCUUCGUCGUGCUGCGACUGAUCGGCAAGAUCAAACGGGUGGGCAUCAGGCACCUGGAAAUCGACGACGCCCUUAUCGCCUUCGGAUUCGUGGCCUACACCAUCCUCGUGGUGGCUUUUAACCAAAUGCUGGAAGGCCCGGGGUCCAAUCUGAUGACGCCGCAGGAGGAAGCUGCACUUACACCCGAGAUCAAAGCAGGGCGCAUUCGCGGGAGCAAAUGGGUCUUUGUGUCUGAGCAUGCGGAACUCCUCACCAUUUGGAGCAUGAAGGCCGCCAUGUUGGUCCUGUAUGCGAAGUUGAUUGACAAGACUCGACAGCGCCGAUUCCUCUGGGCGGUCUCAACAUGGGUGUGCUGCGCUUUCGUGGGAGAUGAACUGGCCCUUUUUACCAUCUGCCGACCCCUUUCGCAGUAUUGGGCUGUUCCGCCGCAGAAUUCCCAAUGUUCGACCUAUCAAUACUAUCAAAUCGUCAACGCCGUCUUCAACAUCUCAACUGACGUCCUCAUCAUGCUCAUGGGUAUCCCUCCGGUAUUGUCGGCGCGCCUCUCCCUCCAGCAAAAGUUUAUCCUCGGCAUCAUCUUCGGAAUGGGUGGUUUCGUGAUCGUCGCCGCCAUCCUGCGGGCGAUCUACUGCCUCGUCCCGUCGUUGAUCUCCUACGUUUACAUGAACUGGUAUUUCCGCGAGGCGUCCGUGUCCAUCUACGUGACAACGCUGCCGGGGAUCUGGGUGUUCCUGAAGGAGAUGUUCCCCAUCAUCCAGCGUCUGACAAGCCGGCCCGCCACGAGACCGACCAACUCCCGCACCGUCGAGAACCAGAAACAGCCCCCCUACUGGACGGAGCCCGCCAGACACAACCGCAGCCACUUCGACGCCAAGGACCUGGACUACGACCUGGACACAUACCCGAUCAGCAAGUCCAUGGUCACUUCGGCGGAGAGUGACCUCGGAGGCCACGGUGGCGGUACCCGCAGCGAGAGUACACAGGGCGAUGGCGAUUCGACGAACUCCACGCGAUAUGAUGCCGGCUUGCAUGAGAUCAGGUGCGACAAGUCAUUUACUGUCGAGAGCAUCCCCAGGGCGCAUCCUUGA
Molecule: messenger RNA, 1158 nt
Organism: Fonsecaea erecta
Lineage: Eukaryota; Fungi; Ascomycota; Eurotiomycetes; Chaetothyriales; Herpotrichiellaceae
Exons: 4
Coding region: 1-1158 (385 amino acids)
Source: RefSeq, a predicted model, not a curated record